AACACCAAUCAUGCCCCUGGAUCUCCGCCCAAGACAACAAGAACCCGGGGAUUGAUGGGGCGGAUGGAUUCCCGUUGUUCGGUGUAAUUGUUAGACUAGUAGGUCGACUCAGCCAACUAAGCUACCUAGUGACCUUCGCUAGGUACGGUCAGGACCCUUUCAUCUGUCAUCUCAUCAUCGCCUAUGCCAAACACCACGACGACAGCAUCAUCACCACCACCACCACCACCACCACCACCAUAACAAGUAGUCGACACGGACGACGACGACGACGACGACGACGACGACGACAGCAGCCACCCACCAUGGCUCCCAGAAAGAACGCGCAGUCUACCGCUGCCGAAAUCUCCCUGGUCCAUCUCCAAAACUGCUUCGUCAACCUGCCACCGUCACUGGCCUCCCUGCUCUCCAAUGUCAACACGCCCGCCCAGAAUGUCAUCGUCGAGCUCAACUACCGCGUCCAGUCGACCCCUGACGCCAUCGCUUCAGGCGCCCCCGCCUCGGUCACCAAAAACAUCUUUGUAGGCUGGACCGGCAUGCCCAGCAAGCGCAAGGUCAACCCCAUGGUCGGGAGUCACGGCAUCGACAGGACACGCUCGACUUCGUCCCGCGACCAGGAAAUCCCCCUCGUCGAGAUCGACACCACCCUGGCCGGCACCCUGGGCCUCAAGGAAGGACAAAAGGUCAUGGCCACAGUACACUUCGACCCGCCCAUGGCCACCACCGUCAACAUCGAGCCCCUUACACCCGACGACUGGGAGAUGAUUGAGCUCCACGGCACCUUCCUCGAAGACAACCUCCUAUUCCAAGUCCGCGCCAUCCCCAACCCCGUCUACGCUCCCGGCGGCCUUCCCUCAAUACCCCAUCCCCUCACCCUACACUUGUCGCAAACGUCAAAGGCCAACAUCAAGGUCAUCUCCAUCGAUCCGCCUCUACCCCCAGACGCCCCAUGCGCCAAGAUCGCCCCCGACGCCGAGAUCAUCGUGGCCCCCAAGGUCCGCUCCAAGACACGCAACAGCAAGGAUAACAGGAGUGUGGGUGGAAACUCCAAAAAGAGCGCCAAGAGUUCGGCAAGCACAAGCAGGAGAAAGAAGGAGGACAAGAAGCCGCCCGUGUUUUUGAGGGGUAUCGACCGGAAGCAUCUUCAGGAAUGGUUCGACGACGAGAAGCCGACCGACGAUCUGAGCGUAUGGGUUGACCGCGACUUGUUGACGACCGGAGACUUGAAGGGCGCCAAGCACGUAUCUGUUACCGUGGUGCGCCCAGCUGGCCUACAACCAACCACCGAUGCCCCUGUUCAGCCAGAACAGGUCGAUCCGGCUUCGGCACCAUCAACCAAAAUCGUGGCUCACCUCCGCGGAUGGGACGACCCACCUGAUGGACAAGUAGCUGCUCUUUCGUCGCCUCUGGCUGCGGCACUGGGAAGCCAGGGUAUGGUGGGCGGAGUGGUCAAGCUUGAGGUGGCUUCGUCUCCUUUAGGCAAGAAGAGCGUGGACAAGGACGGUGUUUCGCGCGCUUCGCUCACAAAAAUCAACAUCUAUCCGUUCGCUUCACCCAAAACUGUGGCUUCUGCUGGUUUAAAGUUUGGUGGUCAGUCCAAGGCGGAAAAGGAGGAGGCGGCUAAGCAGGUCAACCACAUCUACGGGUCUGAGGGCAAUGGGUUACUGUCUGGACCUAUCACGGAUGGUCAGGUGCUGGCGCUCUACGAUGGGUUUGACUGUCCCCGUGGCUGGGAGGGCGGUAUCAUCAAGUUUGAGCCUGCGCCUGCCACUCAGGCAUCCGGAAAGAAGCCUCUGAGCUGGGUUAUGGGGUCUGACUGGAAGGUUCCCAUUUCCGUCCAGGCGCCUAUCGGCAAGCCGGCGUGGUUGACAGAGGGCGAAGUUAACUUGGCUCUUGAGACCUCUGACUCUUUACUCGUGGGCAUUGAUUCGUUACUCGAAAAGUUGCAAUUGCACUUGACCCAUAUGUCUUCGGUACUUCUUACCGGCGGUCAGGGUUCUGGCAAGACAUCUGUGGCACAGUCCAUUGCCCGUACCUUGCGGUCAACCCAGCUAUAUCACACUACCUACUUCCCGUGCACAAAGCUUGUCAAUGAUGAGAGCAGGAUAUCCAACAUCAAGGAGACCCUUAACCACCUGUUUAUGGCAGCGAGCUGGGGCGCCAGACUGGGCGGUAAGGCUGUUGUUGUCUUGGAUGAUCUUGACAAGCUUUGCCCGUCAGAACAAGAACUGCAAGUCGGAAACGACAAUGCCCGGAGCAGGCAAAUCAGUGAAGCGAUCUGCUCCAUGGUUAAGCAAUACUGCGGAAGAGACAGCAACGUCGUUUUGCUUGCUACCUGCCAGGGCAAGGACUCACUUCACAACGUCAUAGUCGGCGGCCACGUCGCCCGUGAAAUCGUUGACCUGAGUGCUCCCGACAAGGAGACGAGACGCCGCAUCAUGGAAGCCCUCACCAAGAAGGACGCGGUGCCAGUAGAGAGAACCACUGGCGAAAUUGCCGAUGGAGAUCUCGACAGUCGCCCGCCCACCCGCGACGGCAGCACCACCGGCGGCGAAGACGGCGACGGCUGGAUGGAAGGCUCUAACCAAUUCCCGUCCAAGAAGGCCUCCAAAAAGUCCAGCGGCUUUGUCCUUGACGCCGACCUCGACUUCCUCGACAUCGCCGGCCAAACCGACGGCUACAUGCCCGGCGAUCUCAUUCUCCUCAUCUCCCGCGCCCGCAACGAAGCCCUCAGCCGGUGCGUAGGUGAAGCUCUCGACAAGGAUGUCUCCACCAUCCACCUCGCGCGCGCCGACUUUGACGCCGCCAUCUCCGGCUUCACGCCCGCCUCCCUGCGCAACGUCACCCUCCAAAGCUCAUCCACUACAUUUGCCUCCAUCGGCGGCCUCCAGGAAACGCGCCAAAUCCUCCUCGAAACCCUCGAAUACCCCACCAAAUACGCGCCCAUCUUCGCCCAGUGUCCUCUGCGCUUACGUUCCGGUCUGCUCUUGUACGGCUACCCAGGCUGCGGCAAGACCCUUCUCGCCUCUGCCGUCGCCGGCGAAUGCGGCCUCAACUUCAUCUCCGUCAAGGGUCCCGAGAUUCUCAACAAGUAUAUCGGUGCCUCGGAGAAAUCCGUGCGCGACCUCUUUGAGCGCGCCUCGGCCGCCAAGCCAUGCGUUUUGUUUUUCGACGAGUUCGACUCCAUCGCUCCCAAGCGUGGCCACGAUUCCACGGGCGUUACCGAUCGCGUGGUCAACCAGCUUUUAACGCAGAUGGACGGUGCCGAAGGACUGUCGGGUGUUUACGUGCUAGCGGCCACUUCGCGACCGGACCUGAUUGAUCCCGCGCUGUUACGUCCCGGUCGUUUGGACAAGUCUUUGCUGUGCGACUUUCCUAACCUGGAGGAUAGGCUGGACAUCAUCAAGGCUCUUACGCACAAGGUCCGUGUCGCCGAGGAAGUCUGGUCCUCGGAAAAAGAUUUGCUGGAGCUGGGUAAGCGCACAGACGGGUUCACUGGUGCGGAUCUGCAGGCGUUGGUGUCGAAUGCGCAGUUGGAGGCUAUUCAUGAUGCUCUGGCUGAUAUGGGCACGGGUAUGGUUUCGCAUGCUCGUCGGGGGGUGGAGUCCAAGUCAUCGGGGAGGAACGACUUUGUGCAAUUCCGGUAUGGAGAUGAUGUUGAUGGGUCCUUGACUCAGUCCACCUCCGCUCCAAGAACCAGAGCCGCAGAGUUAGCGGAAAGGGCGGCCAUCAGCGCUAAAUUGGAAACACUCAAGAUGAUGCAGAAGAAGGCGGCUAGACAGGCUGCUGCUUCUGGCCAAACAAAUGGAACGGAUGGUGGCAAGGCAGUCAAUGGCAAGGCGGGUAGUGGAAAGGAGGAUGCUGGUCCGCAGGUGGUGGUGAAUUGGAAGCAUUUGUACAAGGCGCUGGAUGCUACGAGGGCGUCCAUCAGUGUCAAGGAGAGGAAGAGGUUGGAGAGGAUUUAUCAUGAGUUUGUGGUGGGCAGGAGCGGGGAGAUGAGGGAUGGGCAGGCGAGUAAUGAGAUUGGGGGGAGGAGUAGUUUGAUGUAGGGGAGGAACUGAGCUUUUGGUUAGGUAGGUUAGAAGAAAAAAGUGUGUAAUGUAUAGAUCUAGAAUAGCAGUCGAAGAUAUAAAAGUAAGAAGGGUUAAUUAGUUGA
Molecule: messenger RNA, 4156 nt
Organism: Neurospora crassa OR74A
Lineage: Eukaryota; Fungi; Ascomycota; Sordariomycetes; Sordariales; Sordariaceae
Gene: pex1
Product: peroxisome biosynthesis protein
Exons: 2
Coding region: 306-4049 (1247 amino acids)
Biological process (GO): protein import into peroxisome matrix
Cellular component (GO): peroxisome; cytosol; peroxisomal membrane
Molecular function (GO): ATP binding; ATP hydrolysis activity
Source: RefSeq, a predicted model, not a curated record